CACAAACGAAAGGCCCCAUUGUUACUAAACUUCAUCCCUACAUACAAAUCCACUUUACCCGACGUCCCAAGAAAAAGAAAGAAGAGUCUUUCUCCACCCACAGCCACGACCCUAACUGCUUCUACAUCCCGAACAGAUCAAGAGUCCACAUCUGACCCAGCCGAUCUUCCAUCAACCUCGGCCCCCUACUUAAUACCAAUUCCUGAACGUAAACGUCGACGAAGGCUUGUAAAGACUGCCGAAAUGGUUCGUCCAAGGCCUGUCGUUCAAGACCUUCUCGCCGAUCUUCCAACUGACGCCGAAGCCGCACCAACGCAAUCAAUGCUCCCACCCAAACCAAAGAGAGUUAAAAAGGCUCAGCCUAAGGCCAGGGCUACAGAUGCCGAGGCUGAGGAUGCUCUGCCGAUUUCUAAACUAGCAGAAAGCAAAAAAUCAGCCUCUACUUCAACCAAGAGGUCUGUUGAGGGCCAACCCUCAGGGUCUACACAAUCGAAGAAGGCGAGGUCAUCGUCCGCGACAACCUCGGUUUCAAAGAAGCCCGAUGUCCCCUGGGCCCCUGAUCUAUC
Molecule: messenger RNA, 566 nt
Organism: Camellia sinensis
Lineage: Eukaryota; Viridiplantae; Streptophyta; Magnoliopsida; Ericales; Theaceae
Source: RefSeq, a predicted model, not a curated record